UGCUGAACAUGUACGCUAAUCAAGUACUCCUGUUUCCAUCUCUUAAAUGGCGCUGUUGCAAUUUAGCCAUCAUUUGCUUUGGGACUCUCGAAAGAACUAGACGUGUUCGAAUUUAGCAACAAUGACGUAUUCACGAAAAACGAGCCGUCGCGAUGACUAUCGCAGAGACCGACGUUCCAGUAGUUUGGAGUACCGCCGGAGUCAUCGUAGUCGCCGGAGUCGCUCGCCGUAUCACCAUCGGUACAGAUCGGUGUCGCGUUCACCGGAAGCAAGCCGCUCUGGCCACCGGGAAGCUGUGCACCGAAAACGCAUACGGGUUGACUCUCCGGAACCGAGUCGUUGUUUGGGAGUGUUCGGUUUGAGCGUUUACACCACGGAACCGUACCUGAUGGACAUCUUUUGUCCGUUCGGCACGGUUGAGAAGGCAAACGUGGUGUACGACGCCAAAACGAGACUGUCGCGCGGUUUCGGAUUCGUUUACUUUAAAAACCAAACUGAGGCAGCCGCCGCCAGGCUGAACUGCAACGGUUUGCAAGUACAUGGCCGGCGCAUCAGGGUGGACUUUUCCAUCACCGAUCGGCCUCACUCUCCCACACCGGGCGUGUACAUGGGACGCUGUGGAUCGGGUUCGCCGCCAUCUAGGGAAUACUCUCGCAGCGCGUGUCGCCGUUACCAAGGAUAUUCGCGAUCACGCUCUUCCUCUGGAUGCCGCUAGUGAAGGCGGCCUGACAUGGCUACGAACUAAAAACAUGCAGCCCUCUGAUAUGAUGCCUGCUGAUCUCAGUACAAAGCAACUCAUUGGUGACUGUGAUUUUCGUUACUCGCACCGCAAUCGCAU
Anopheles bellator is the source of this 838-nucleotide messenger RNA. Its product is annotated as transformer-2 protein homolog beta-like. NCBI's taxonomy places the organism in Eukaryota, Metazoa, Arthropoda, Insecta, Diptera, Culicidae. The transcript has 4 exons. The record is from RefSeq and is a predicted model, not a curated record. Gene Ontology annotation, molecular function: RNA binding. Bases 122 to 715 code for a protein of 197 amino acids. Gene Ontology annotation, biological process: positive regulation of mRNA splicing, via spliceosome. Gene Ontology annotation, cellular component: spliceosomal complex.